Molecule: messenger RNA, 1200 nt
Organism: Rangifer tarandus platyrhynchus (Svalbard reindeer)
Lineage: Eukaryota; Metazoa; Chordata; Mammalia; Artiodactyla; Cervidae
Source: the annotation of a GenBank genome assembly
AUGAUGGGGAAAGGGCCGGAGCACCGCUCUACUGCGCUGGGAGUCUCCGGGGUCCGGAGGAGGGGACCAUGGGGGCCCCCGGGGCCUGCGCGUCUUCCCUGGGGCUUUCUCGUUCCCACCCCACCCUCCCUGGGGCAGGGGGCGCCCCUUGAGGCUGGCCCCUCUCAAGGUAGACCUUUGCUGAUGGCUCAGUUGGGAGCGGUUCUGGCUGUGGCUGCCAGUUUCUUUUGUGCCUCUCUCUUCUCGGCGGUGCACAAGAUAGAAGAGGGACAUAUUGGGGUGUAUUACAGAGGUGGUGCCCUGCUGACUUCCACCAGCGGCCCUGGCUUCCAUCUCAUGCUUCCUUUCAUCACAUCAUAUAAGUCUGUGCAGACCACACUCCAGACAGAUGAGGUGAAGAAUGUACCUUGUGGGACAAGCGGUGGUGUGAUGAUCUACUUCGACAGAAUCGAGGUGGUGAACUUCCUGGUCCCACACGCAGUGUAUGACAUAGUGAAGAACUACACAGCCGACUACGACAAGGCACUCAUCUUCAACAAGAUCCACCACGAGCUGAACCAGUUCUGCAGUGUCCACACACUUCAGGAGGUCUACAUCGAGCUCUUCGAUCAGAUUGAUGAAAAUCUCAAACUGGCUCUGCAGCAAGACCUGACCUCCAUGGCCCCCGGGCUCGUCAUCCAAGCUGUGCGGGUGACGAAGCCCAACAUCCCGGAAGCCAUCCGCAGGAACUACGAGCUGAUGGAGAGCGAGAAGACGAAACUGCUGAUCGCAGCCCAGAAGCAGAAGGUGGUGGAGAAGGAAGCCGAGACAGAGCGGAAGAAGGCCCUCAUCGAGGCAGAGAAGGUGGCGCAGGUGGCCGAAAUUACCUUUGGGCAGAAGGUGAUGGAGAAGGAGACGGAGAAGAGGAUCUCAGAGAUCGAAGAUGCUGCAUUUCUGGCCCGGGAGAAGGCCAAGGCGGACGCUGAGUGCUACACUGCCAUGAAAAUAGCCGAAGCAAAUAAGCUAAAGCUGACCCCUGAGUAUCUGCAGCUGAUGAAGUACAAGGCCAUUGCUUCCAACAGCAAGAUUUACUUUGGCAAAGACAUCCCUAACAUGUUCAUGGACUCCGCGGGCAGCAUAGGCAAGCAGUUUGAGGGACUAGCUGACAAGCUGAGCUUUGGCUUGGAAGAUGAGCCCAUGGAAGCAGACUCUGAGAACUGA